AUGACUGGCCCCACCACGUCGAGGUCGUCGGGUGAAUGGUCCUGGCGAGGCCGCGGCAAGCCACGCCCCGUGGCUCCGGGUUUGGUCGAUCGCUACGGCGACCGGGCCGGUGACAGAGGCGACCGCGGCCGCUCCAGUGAGGCUUCCUGGGAGACCUCGGAUUGGAAGGCGAAGAAGUCCUCGUGGCCUUCAGCCAGGUGGGAGUCAGCUGUCAAACACAGACACAAGGAGUCGUGGCCGACCCUCUGGGGAUGGUGGAGUCGAUCGUCCGGCGGCUGGUAUGGGCGUUCGGCCACUCAAGGACGUGAACAACAGAAGGAGCCCGCAAGAGAAGCAGCACGCUCUUUCGAUGGUGUUGGCCCCUGGGAUCGGCGCAACUACGACUCCCACGAAAGAGGCCGAGAGAGUCGCCGGUUGACCUGGCCUGGGUCCUACAUGCCUUUUGCCCCCUACCUGGACCUGCUUUCGCGGAGGCGGCGUGCUCAGUCCUCCCUGGAGGCGGUCCCAUGCCUCGGCGACGAGACCGUCCUAGAAAGAUGGCAGGAGCACAUCGAGGCCUCCCCGGACCCAGAGGGAGAAGCGAAACGCAUUCACUGGCUUACCAGCCGCCUGCACAUGCAAGGCUUCAACAGGGUCGAAGAUGUUUUGCCCUUUGACGAGGUGCAGUCGCUUGCGCCUGCCGAAGGAGCCGACCACCUGGAAGCCGACCUCCUCGAAAUAGCGAAAAGAGAGGUCGCCGACAGUACGACAGAGUUUGCCUCUGCGGAAGCACUGGAUGCGACAGAGGCAAGAUACUUGUGUGCUCUUGCCGAAGACCAAGGUCCUGGUGACAUGAACGUGCUAGUCAAACUGAACUCACUGGGGAAAGAAAACCUGCGCACUUCCACAUUGACGAUGUUGCUGACGCAGUUCCACGGAUUGAAGCUGUCGAAGCUCUCACCCAUGACCACUCCCGUGAAAUUAGGGAACUUCGGGAAGAAGUUCGAGGACUCAGAUCCAGGUCUUGACUUGCUUGUCCCUGACAGGGAUACGUGGCAUGCCAGAGGACUUAGCACGAAGAUUGAUUUCAUGUUCUUUCGAGCACCAGGGAUGGACUUUCAGCUGACCGUUCGGGAUGAUUUGACCCGUCGCUGCGGGAAAUGGAUGGCACCGGAGGUCAUUGAAUCUAUUGCAAAGCAAGCUAGUUUCCGUCCUCCGAAUCUCCGCUACCAGGAUGGUCCUGACAUUCGGGCGUUUGAAGUCUUUCGCGGUCCCCUUGAUCCGGACUGCUGGGAGCUCGCCGCCUCAAAUCGAGAUGCAUGGAAGCAACUUGAAUCCAAGUGGAUCUCCAAGUGGAUUUCCCCAAUUAAUACUGCAUGCAGUUCAACAGACCUCAUGAACAUGCAAUUGCUUGUCCUGAAUGCGAAGCUGUGCGUGCUGCGUCCGGUUCGGGAGGAGCUUUUUGAGAAACCUUACUCGCAAGCCCUCCUCCAGGUCAAGGAAGCCAACCGCCUGUCAGUGCAAAGGGCACUACUCGUCAGAUUCGAACAGGACCAAGGAGUGUCAGUGCUCCUGCUCAUGGGAACCUUCGCACCGCACAGAGUGACAUUGGUGCAGCAGCCGCCUCAGGAACAGGACCUCUUAGGAAACGUUGCGCGAGGACUCUUGGUUGUGUGGCACCUUGCGAAGCUCCUGUUUGACGAUGACCCCCUGCACAAGCCCGCCAUUUUCCUGCCCCAGGUUAUGCUCCAACACCCAUUGUUUACAGGAGUCGUGAAUUCAUCUCCCGCGAGGAACUUGAUGUACCGCCUCGGUCAACUAGACAUACUCGACUUCGUGCAGGUUCUCCCCUCCAAGCUUCCCCCCAAGUACGAAGCUCUCCUACAGUACAUCCUGGCCAACGAACUUUCUGCAGGGAAGUUACAGCAAGGACUGGAUGACACUCAGGAUGUCAUGAACUUGCUUCGCCAUGAUCUGAGGACGCAUACGGACAUGCUUGCACAAUGCGUCUCCUCGGAGUUGGGAAUUUUCGGGGCUAAGGCUUCGCCAGGGGACAUUUUUAAUUUGUGUAGCAUUCUUCCUCCGAUUGCCCCUUGGGAGGAUGAUCCCCUGGAGGACAACCCGGACUUGCAUUUACUGGCUUUUGCGGCCACCAACAUACUCCGAGCCUCAUGA
Symbiodinium sp. CCMP2592 is the source of this 2154-nucleotide messenger RNA. The record is from the annotation of a GenBank genome assembly. Lineage: Eukaryota; Dinophyceae; Suessiales; Symbiodiniaceae.